This is a messenger RNA of Yamadazyma tenuis ATCC 10573, 5662 nucleotides long. Lineage: Eukaryota; Fungi; Ascomycota; Pichiomycetes; Serinales; Debaryomycetaceae. The record is from RefSeq and is a predicted model, not a curated record.
ACCACAACCAAAGACUAACAUGUUACCCAUGGCUGGUUCUUCCUCCUUCAAUUCCCCAUUUUGGUGCCCUUGCCGAUCAAGGACAGCUAGACGAUUUGGGCGGCUCAAAUGUCAAAUUCUUCCCAUUAUAUACCCCUAGUAGCCCUUCACUCGUUGAAUUUUCACCUACAUCCUUUCCAUGCUGUUGCUUCCUUCAUCUCUGAGCUCGUUCCAGACAGCGACAUCGAAUUUGUCGUACUCACCACGUAACUCCUUGGACCCCCGGCGUAGUGGUGAACGACUUUUGUACAAAACCCACUCAUCGUUGCCACCUGCCGAUGAGUCUUCUGCCAAUGCUUCCACACCAAUAAGAGACCAUAAAAGACUGGUUUCUAAUCCAUUCGAGGUGCUUUAUCGUGGUAAUGAUUCAUCCUACCCUUCUCAGGAUCCAAAAUCUUUUCUUACUCCCCAACAGAACUCGAAUCCUCAAUUCCAGAAGCAGACUCCGAUAAAUCUAUAUACACCCAAAAACGUAUACACGCCAGAACACAUCAUUUCUCCAACCAACGGGGUCCGACGCCCAAUCACAGAUAUUCCUCCGGUUAUUACUAUGAUUGAUCAGGAGGAAUUGAAAAGAUCGAAUUCGGUUAUUUCUCGGGAAGCCUCGUUGAGGAAUCGGUUCAAUAUCGCAAGAAGAAAUAAAAUGAUCAAUAAGAAAUCCCUUGAUAUCAACGGUUCCACAUUUGAUAGCGAUUCCAUCUAUGACUCAGAAAAUAAGAAAUACCCCCAAAAAAAGAAGCCAUGGAACCGAAAAAUUCAGUUUAUGUUCCCUGUAAAAAGAAGAACUUCCUUAAAGCAGAAGUCUGCAUAUCAAUUAUUAAGAAGUUACAGAGCCAAAAGAGCUAACUUUCAAACCAAAGAGGAGCUUGAGCAGUUCUUAAACCAAACCAAUGCCUCAAAACUUAUGAAGGAACUACUUCCGACUCAAAUGAAGCUUUUCAACUAUUCCAAUGCAGGCUUAUUGACGAGAAAACCAUUGUUGGACAAGAAGACCAGAUAUUUCAAUAUUAAUAACAACAAUGUCUUUACCAUUGUUCCUCCAUCAAUCCGCCGGGCGAAUCAUUCCUUACCUUUCCAAGACUACCGAAAGAGUGGGAUUUCAAAUCAAUCCGACCAUAAGGAAUUCAGUUUAGUGGAUGCUAUUUAUAACCAAUACAGGUCCCGAGUACAUGCCGGACAGUACAAUAUACCUCCUAAGUUCUCUGAGUUCUUCCCUGAAGAGCUCGAUAAGAACAUAAUAAGUGCUUCCGAUAUUGAUCAUAUGAAUAGAAAAGCGUUGUUUGAAGUUUUAUUGAGAAGAACUUUGGCUGCAAAAAUUGAAUACCGCUUGCAACAGAAUAGAGAAAUGGAAAGUACCGAAUAUCAGAAAAAGGAAUCAUCCUCUUCUGAUGGAUCGAGCUCAAAGUCCAGCGACGAUGAUAAUGACCACAUCAGACACAGCCACGUUCCCAAAUUAGUCCAUACUGAUUCAGAAGAUUCUCCUGAUGAUAGUUCAAUUAAUACCGAUGAUUUGAUGGAACAAAAUGCCUCUUUGUUCUCCGGGUUAUUGCCUUCUCCCCAGAUCAGUUAUAAGUCGAAUAUUUUUGGCAGCGAUUUCAAACUUCAAUCAAUCGAAGACUUUGACGAUGAUGACAUGAGUUCAAAGGCCAGAAGACAUGAUAAUAAACUGAGACGAACCGCCUCCACAAAUGAUCUAUUACACUUGGUCAGACAUACCACGCCAACACAAGACCCUGAUCCAGCUUCCUCCCCCUUCAACAUCACUGCCUUCAACCUCAAAAAAUAUUCUCGGGAAUCUCGUAGCGUCAAACGAGAUGAAGAGUUAAGUGUUCUAGAAAAAGCUCUAGGAAAACCUAGAUUCACCUACCAGUUAGUCCCUAUGAACCGAUCCGUGGAAACCUUCUCAUCUUCUUCGGAAUCCGGUAUGCUUUCAAGAACUCCUCCGGUAGAGUUGAGCAGAAACAACUCUCUUAAAUCCUUCAGGUCCAAUAGUGUGGUACUUCGCAGGACCUCAAAGAAUGUGGGUUCCAACUCCGGUAGUGGGGGGAAAAGGGACAGUACUUCCACUGCAAUAACAUCAACACCUACAGAUAGUACCAAGAGACACAGCAACACACAAUCCAGCGAUAGCACCAAAAGACACAGUAAUACUCAAUCCACUACUAGCACUUCAAUUUUUCAAGAUUUGGACGAUUUGUCUUGUCAGUUGACUUCAUUCAUCGAAGACCCCGAACCUGAAAAACAUGAGCAGCAUCGUUUCGUACACAAAAAUGUCAUUACUUCUGAUCACCCCUUAUACACGUUUCAACAUUCAGAACAAGCAAACUUAUCCAAUCAAAAUAUCUUAGAAACCAUCAAACUAUCGGAUCCUUCAAAUGAACUUACUAUUGAAUCUCCCACCACACAACCAACCCCCAAAAAAGUGAACUACCCACAAGAAGUAAAUUCCAUGAAAGGAUCGAUAUCAGUAAUUGAUUCUGAAACCUCGACAAGUUAUUCACACACCAGAUAUCAGCCCCAAUCUUUCGGUCACAACUACAACCUCCGUUCAAUCAAUGCAACCGCUGGUAAAGUGUUAAGAAGAGAUGAUAGCAUGUCUACCCGAACUGGUGUCACUUUUGGUGGAGUAGAAGGUAGGCUCUCUCCCACCAAGCAACUCUUUGAGUUCCAACAGCAUAAAGAUACCGAGUAGCCUUCCAUAUAUGCAUUCCCUUGUAAACUAUUUGUAUAUUAUAUGAUACAUCAUAACUGAUUAGAUGCUUUCUCAACUAAUUUCCCUAUACUACAUAUUAAAUCAGAUGCUUUUCAACUAACUUAUUUGUAUAUUACAUAUUAAAUCAAACCAAUACAAACCCCCAUAAACCAUAACUCGGGUCGCUCAGUGCUUGAACGACUCACACCGAGGGAUAAUGUACAUUUUAGUUCUCUUGGCAAUCUCACGAUCACUAAGUUUGGACUCACCGGCUCCAGGAUCCAAGAUGUUGAGUAAAGGCAAGGGAAACCUGCUGUCCCUCACACCUUCCAAAACCGUAAAAAAAUCGUUGAUGGUGAUGAGAUUACUUUCAUGGAGAGCCAUCAAUUUGGUGAACCAAGGCCGGUCCUUCUGGUAGGUUUGAGGAUCAUUCGCUCCUGGGACUCCCUGGGGACUGUGAAAUUCUGCGAUGCCAGUGCUCGACAAAUCUCCUUCGAAAUCACCGUGUAGGCUUCUUUUCUCCAUUGAAACAUCAUGUGAGGAUAAGUCAGGCACCUGGUUGGAAGCAGUAUGGCCAUGGCCAUGGUGCUGGUUGUGCGACUGCGACACCAACUGUUGAUACAGAUUGGGGUGUGUGUGAUUGUGCUGAAGUUGAAUAUGGGGUUGAUGGUGGUCCACGCUCAGGCCCGCGAGAUGAGAUAUAUGGUCUGCAUUAUUCGGGUGGUCAUGGCCAUUUGAGUUUGUGGUAGAAGCCGAGAACUGGUUGUACCCCAAUGAUACGACGCUGGUAGAGGAGUUGUCGCUGGCGGGAAUGGAGCUCGAGCCGUUAUACUUAUCGGGUGUUCUUUUAGCUCUUAUCAUCUGCAACGGCUUUUGAUAAUCUGUGUUGAAACCCUCGUAUUUGAACUUGGGAAUGUCGUUAUAGAUACUCCCAAACCCUUCCAUGUACAGCGGAUCUGAAUCUAUCAACAUAGGCAACACUUCAUUGUGAUAGUCAGACAUGUACAGAAAAUUAUCCGAAAGGAAGAAAUCAUUCACCACUACAUUCCCCUUUGGAAAUUUUUCCACCAGUGGUAACGGCAACGACUCUCCAUAGAUUAUGGACUUGAUGAUGCUCUCAUCGGUUAUUACUGUGUUGUCUGCCGUGACAAUGAUCUGAAAACUUCCCAAGUUUGGAUUCCAUUUGAAUGAGUAGCCCACGUUUGGGUCUGCAUUUUUACUAUGCAACAUCAAAGUAUACCACAAUUUGUACCGGUUGUGGAUCACAUGAAUCAAAUGCUGCUGACAUGAGUACUUGGUGUACGUGGCAUACACGGUUUCAGGGUUGGCGAUUCUGAGUUGGUUACAUAUGUAUGCCCAUGCCUUUUUGUUCAAUUGAGGUCUUUCCUCUUUGGCAUAACUGUGAACCACAUCUGAUAAGAGCUUGAUCAAGAACUGAUCCAUUUUCGGCGACCAUCUCUUGUACUUGGCGGCUUUGGACUUCAAAUCGUAGGGUGUAAACUUGAUGGACUUUCCAUGCAUUUUUGCAUGCAGGGGGUUUGCGUUCAUCCUAUGAGGAAAGUUGACACGCAAAUAGUAUGUGACAGAUGUGUGUGUUAGCGUGCUGGCUAUUGAAUGAUUGGCAACCACGUCUAUUACAAUAUUAUUGCGGUAUUCUUAGUUCUAUGAUCUAAAUUGUAAAAAAAAUAUCUCAACCUGCAAUUUGCGCUGGCCUUUCGCGAGCAUGAUUUUGUGUAUAUUGUGGGGCUGAAACACUACCAAUAUGGCUAGUUCUACGAACCGUUGAACCGGUGCAAAAAUCUCCCACUUCCAACUCGUUUCCCAGACUUAGGGUCAGCAAUGGCAUCGAUGUUGGUGAAAUAAUCCUUUUUGUCAGACUGACUUUGGGCAUAACUAAGAAGCCUGUCAGACUUUGACUGCGAAUUAUCUGAACUCUUUCCAAUCACUCGGUGGAAUGAUAUGUCAUCAGUCUGGUACAAGGACGAGGCCGCCGAUUCCCGUAGUUUGCGGUUCAAGAGAUGCUCCCCGUGUGACUCCUGAAUACGGUUGUAUUUGUCGAGCAUUUCGUAUACUCUUUUCCGCUUGAUAGAGAGUUGUUGGCUGACAGGCGUAGAAUUUGAGGCAUUGGAAGGACCUGGGGUAGAAAUUGGAGUGGAAGUUGUUCCACCUGCAAGUAAAGACGCGUUCAAAUGGUUGACCGCGGAUACAGAAGACAACCGGUUGUGUAAUGUUGUGUAAGUGGAGGAUUGGGGGAGAAUCAUCAACAAUCCAUAUAAUGUUUUGUAGAGGUAUGGAUUUUUCUCUGGUUCCAACAAUUGUAGCCUCAAUUUGAGGAAAAUUGGAGACUCUAAGAGUUGAACCAAAAUAUCCAAUUGGGUUAAAAGUUGGUAGGUUACUUCCAGUUCAGCUAUGCUUUUAAUAAUCAAAAAUGCAAGGUCAUAAUUUGCAGUCAAAAGACAGAUUGAUAAGGCACUUGCAGAGUUAUGACUCCAACUUUGAAACAACGUUGAAAAUAAUGUCCAGUCUUCCAACUUGUACACGUCAAGAUUCUUAAGUUUCUUUCUGAACUUUGUCAACUCAGGGGUGGUCAAAAGGAUAUUAUUCAAGGUGACCACAAUCAUGUUUAAAAACUCAUGGUUCACGUCUUCCAAAGAUGUCAAUACUUCAGAUAUGGUCUUAAAAAUCUUUUCUGAAUCCAAGGUAACACAUAACUUCCGAAUGAUAAAUUCCACCUUACUUCGGGUUAAUGUAGACAGACCAGCAACUCUUGUUCUAGAGUUGGGGCUAUCGAGGUUAAUGUCUUGCACUUCCUUUUCAAAAAAUAGUAUCAACUUCACCAUGAAAUCUUUGAAAAAAUCUUGAUUUGUUUCUGAAAUCUUUGAUAAUAAUUGCAACACCUUCAGGAUAACUUCAUUACUAGAAUCGGUUGCC